AUGUGAUCGAAUCGUGCCCUUAGCUCUCACUUCAUUUUAAAAAUCAAAGAGACAUGGCCAUCACUUCAAUCACCCAAUCAAUUCUACUUCUUGCCCUUGCACUGUCAAUCAUCUUCCCCACAGAAGCUCGCGACGUCGCCGGGACCCGCGGCUUUAUCGCACCUCUCAUCCACCGCGACUCACCGGAAUCCCCCUUUUACGAUUCUUCCCAUUCUCAUUUUUAUCGUUUAGGCAAAACUAUUCUGCGUUCCGUCUCCCGCGCCCAGCACUUAAACCCAUCUGUAGUUGCUCCAGCGGCAGCCAAGGGCCGCCUCACCACCACCCAAAUGACCAACAACGGUGGCGAUUAUCUCAUGCGCGUGUCGGUUGGCACAGACGACCCCGCCGAGAUAUUCGCCGUCGCCGACACCAGCAGUGACCUCAUCUGGAUUCAGUGCUCGCCUUGUACCGACUGUUACCCGCAAAAUGCACCUAUGUUCAAUCCCCAUAAUUCCUCUUCCUACCAACCCAUUAAUUGCGAUUCCAGGGACUGCGAGUUCACCGUCGGCGGCACUUGUGGCAGCGACGGCGACUUUGCUUGCCGCUACUCCGUGUUUUGUAGCGUCGGGUUAGAAAAUUCCUUCUCGCGCGGAGUACUCGCGAAGGAGAGCAUCUUCUUGGGGUCCACAAAGAUUCCCAAUAUAACAGUCGGCUGCGGUUUCAAGAACCAUCUAAUGUACGACGACGACAACGCGCAGGGCAUGAUGGGUCUCGGACGCGGCCCCGUCUCCCUCGUUUCCCAACUCCACGAUCAGAUCGACGGAAAAUUCGCCUACUGCUUGGCCCUGAACGACUCCGGCACCGGCGAAAACAGCAGCAAAAUCAUCUUCGGCGACCAGGCGACGGUUUCCGGGCUCGGCGCUGUUUCUACCGCCUUGAUCGCCGGCGAAAUUAACUCCUCCUACUACGUAAAUCUGGAAAUGAUCAGCGUCGGGAACCAAAUGUUCGAUUGUCACAAUCUGGCUCUUCUGGACACUGCCUCCCGUUUGACGUUUCUGCCGCAGAAUCUUCUGGACAAGCUGGAGGCCGCAGUGACUGCCGGAACUCCUAAACUUAAGCGCGUGGACGACCCGUAUGGAUUUUUCAGUCUUUGCUUCAACGUGAGCGGCGAAAGCGAUCUUGCCGGAGCUCCGGAAUUCACGAUGCAUUUCGCCGGAGCAAACGUGAAGCUAAGUUACAAAAAUAUGUUUGUCAAGGUUACGGACGCGACUGCGUGCCUUGCUUUGGGCUCUACUGAUGGACCGAGCAUCGUAUAUGGGAACUUGGCCCAAGCAAACUUCAUGGUGGGCUUUAAUCUUAAAAAUGAAACCGUGGCCUUCAAGCCCACUGACUGCGCCCAAAUGUGAUUUGGUCCCAAAAAAUGUGACCCAGCAAUAGUACCAUGCGUUGAAGGUGGAUUUUGUCUUAUUAAGGAAAAAAAAAUGUCAAGAUGGGUAUGAUGAUGCGGUCAUGGUCUUUAAACCGGGUUGGUCCAGUCGGUCGGACCGAGUUAGAGUAAGCUUGGUGCUUGAUUCACCAUGCAUCUUUAUGAUUGGCUUCUCUGCUGGGUUACUCAAUAUGGACAUAGUCCAGCUUCUAUCAUGUCUUUUUUUUUUAAAAAAAAUCUUAUUAAGUUUUAAA
Malania oleifera is the source of this 1659-nucleotide messenger RNA. RefSeq names its product aspartic proteinase CDR1-like. The transcript has a single exon. Bases 54 to 1385 code for a protein of 443 amino acids. Gene Ontology annotation, cellular component: extracellular region. Lineage: Eukaryota; Viridiplantae; Streptophyta; Magnoliopsida; Santalales; Ximeniaceae. The record is from RefSeq and is a predicted model, not a curated record.